Messenger RNA from Spodoptera exigua (beet armyworm), 2772 nucleotides. The record is from the annotation of a GenBank genome assembly. NCBI's taxonomy places the organism in Eukaryota, Metazoa, Arthropoda, Insecta, Lepidoptera, Noctuidae.
AUUAUUCAGUUUGUUAUUAAAUUAUUUGUGAAAAUGUUGCGGCGGAUUUAUCCGCUGGCGGUAUUGCUGGUGUUCGCUGAUGUUGUUAUGAAAGCAUCAUGCACUGAGAAAGGGAGUUUGGCCUUUGUAAUAGAUGAUAAUACGUCGAUGAGGAAAGAUGUAGAUCAAAUUAAAAACAACUUGAACGAGAUCAAGGACAUUGUGUUCAAUGGCAAGUCCAGCGUGAUCAGCAACAUCGUGCUCGUCACAUUCAACAGCUCAGUUGCACAUGUAAAACCGGUGGCUGGAAAUCGAGACGAUUUUGAGAAAGCAUUGAAAGAAGUUUAUCCAAGCAGUACAUUAUCUUCCGUUGACUGUCAAGAACUUACCAUACAUGCAUUGACCACAGCGUUGAAAGAAAGUAAUCCGGGUUCCUAUAUUUUUGUAUUCACCGAUACUUUUGCCAAAGACUUUGAAGAUGCUGACAUUGUCAAAGACCUGUGUCAGGAAAAGCAAUCUCAGAUUUCUUUUGUGUCUACUGAAAAACCUUGCAAGUUGGGUGACGACUGGGUAGAUAAACUCAAGGAUGUGUAUAGCGAAAUUGCCCACGCUUGUUCGGGUUUGGCUUAUGAAAUAAACAAAGAUGCAGUUUCAGAGUUCGACGUGGACGACCAAAUCGAGUACGUUUUAGUAUCCGUGUCAGGAAAGACAGUGACUAUAGACAUAUCUGGACACACUGGCAGACAGGAAAACUUAAUGUGGAAUGAUAAUGCUAAAGUGGUGAAAUUGAUGAAUGUAAAGUAUGGCAAGCACACCGCUACCGUGAAAGGGAAAUCGGAGCUAUCUGUCAACGUUAUAGGCCGGACUGAUUUCGUAAUCAAACAUGGUUUUUCAAAGCUGAAGCCAGACUCUAUUAACGACACGUCACUCCAACCACAAUUUGAUACCGAUGUCCAUUUCUUGUCAAUAUUAGUUACUGAUGAACGCCAAACAGUAGAAAUAAGAACAGCCCAGAUAUUAGGUAUGGACGGAACGCCAUUGAAACCAGAUAUUCCUUUGACAAAAAUCUCUAAAGAUUUUUACAUUACCCAGCCUUUAGUUACACCAACACAAAGGUUCAAAGUAGCGAUUCCCGCUUUAACACUUCAUGGUAGGCCUACUGGUGUACCCGAGCGUAUGGCGCGUAGCGUUUCGCGUGCGCCUCAAAGAGCCAAUAGACAACCACAGACGGAGCCCUAUAAGGCUGAUAUUCAGCCGGGGUUCGGGGUAAACGGAAAAGUGAAAGCAACGGGUCACGUCGUGAAGCGUUUUGCGAAGAUUCCUAUUACAACUUCCAAGCCGCCAAAAUUACCAGACGAUAAAUUUCUUAAAGUGGUGAUUGCUGAGGGCAACGAAACAUCUGUAGAAUACAACAGUUCCUUGACUUUGACUUGUAAAGUGUCCGCUUCUCCUGAGCCUAAAAUAUUUUGGCACAACAAUAAGGGACGGGAAAUGUUUUCUAAAGUAGCUGAUGAUGAUGAUGAUGGUGAUGAUGAUGAUGAUGAUGAUGAUGAUGAUGAUGAUGAUGAUGAAAAUACUGUGUUAACUAUGUUUCAGACUAAGACGAAUGGAUCGUCGUCAGAGUACAUAAGCUACCUAAACAUACACGUCACAGCAAACGAUGGCUACAUUUGCCAUGCAAUAAAUACAGCCGGAACAAAUAAGGCAACAAUUAAAGUCAAAGUAAAGGAUGCGUUUAUUGUAGCUGAUACUUUUCUAAAUGUGAAAGUGGAUUAUGGGAAACCUGGUGUCCUAAAAUGUGAUAUUAAGUCGAGAUUUCCUAUGAAAACCAAUUGGUACCUUGUUAAUGAAAUUUCUGGAGAAAAAGACAGAAUAAUUGAUUCUGACGACUACUCAUUAACAGCAGACAAAACGGAAUUAACAAUAAAGAAAAUGGAUUUUAAUUUAGUUGGAAAAUACAUCUGCCAUGCUUAUCUAAUUAACGAUAGAGCUAUAAAAACUGCUAUAAGUCGGCGUGUUAAAAUAAGUGGUUUGGUUCUACCUAAAGUUCAGAUAGAGCCAAUCGUGAAAGCGGUUAGGGGUGUAACUGCUGUCUUAGAAUGCAACGUGACUGGUGUACCAGUUCCUACCAUUAAAUGGCAUUUUGGGGGCAAAUCUGGUUCAAAAUUCGUACUACUGAAUGAGACUGGAAGCGUGCUACGUAUCAAUAAUGCAGAAGCCAAACACGAGGGGCAAUACAAGUGCGUGGCAGAAAACGCACAAGCAUAUAAGGAUGAGAAAAUAACAACUUUAAUCGUUCAAGACAUACCAAGAAUAUUAUCUCGUAGAUCUAUUAUACGUCAAGCUGUUGAGGGGGACGAUAUUUUGAAGAUACCAUGCGUCGCUGUUGGGGACCCUAGACCAACCAUCACCUGGAAAAUGGACGGUCGACCCAUCGAAGUGCCAAAUAACAAAUACACGGUAGAAGAUGGAGCACUUAUUAUAAAAUAUCCAAAAAUAGCAGAUACUAAGUCGUAUGUGUGUGUAGCUAAGAACAUAGCUGGGUCAGAGACCGCAACUUUCAGAGCAGUUGUUCGACGUAAUUCACAAUUGCCAGGAGUUUCUCCCCAGACAGUUGAUAUGGAAAUGUCCUUUGACAAAAAGUGCAGUGCGACAUCAAGAGUGGAGACGUCGUGGUUUGCAAAUAUUCGCAACAAUCGCCCGAAUGAUGUGUGUAAUGCAUACUGUGAAGAGAAAAAACGAGCACCGCUAAAAGUUUGCAAAGAAAAGAAAGCUAAAAAUGUAUAAUAAAAU